AUGGAAAUCACCGGUUACGCUCUUAUCGUCGGUGGAGGGAGCGGGAUAGGCCGAGCCUGUGUGGCGGCGUUUGCGAGCGAGGGGGCCUCGGGCAUCGUGGUGGCCGAUCUGGACCACGCCGCGGCCAGAGCCGUCGCCGACGAGGCCAUGGCCGUAGCCAAGGACCCGCGCUUCCAGGUUCACUCGCGGCCGAUCGACGUGAGAAGCGAAGCAUCCGUCGAGCAGGUCAUUCGGGACGUGGUCGGCCUCUUCGGGCGAGUGGACUACUGCGUGAACUGCGCGGGCAUCGGGGUUGAGAAGGCCGCUGCUGUUGCCGAGGCCGACGUCGGCGAGUUCGCCCGCUUCCUCGAGGUCAACGUCAAGGGGACGUUCCUGGUGACGCGCGCGGCGUCGGCGGCGAUGGCGGCGCAGGAGCCGCUGCCGCAGCUGCAGGGUCGUGGCCGGGGCAAAGAGGCGGUUGGAGGACGCUCCUCCUUCCGAGGCGCCAUCGUCAACAUGGCGUCGGCAUCGUCUUACGUUUCCACUCCGGGCAUGGUGCAAUACACGACGUCCAAGCACGCCGUCCUGGGCUUGUCCAAGAACGCGGCACUGGAUAAUGCCGCCCAUGGGAUACGCGUCAACUGCAUCUGCGCCUCCUGGGUACGGACGCCCAUGGUGCAGAAAGCCAUUGACAACGUGCCGGGCCUGGACAAGAUGAUCGAGGCGGCCGUCCCGAUGGGUCGCAUGGCGCUGGCCGACGAGAUCGCCGACUCGGUCAUCUUCCUGUGCAGCCCCCGGUCCAGUCGUCAUAUCACAGGCCACGAUGCCGAGGGCAAGUCCGUUUUCCUCGUCACCGACUCCGGCUCCCACCACCGCGUCAUGGGCCAGAACCAGGCCGUUGCCACCAUCCUCUACUCGACCAAGGAGACGCCCAUCGAGUGCAACGACAAUGCGGACAUGAAGUUUGCCCAAGACACCGAGCCUCCGCUGCACUACCCCAGCGGGUCCGUCGUGCGCAUGAUCGACUUCGGCCCGGGUAUAGAGUCGCCCUUACACCGGGCCAUCUCGGUUGACUAUGGCGUGGUCCUGGAGGGGGUUUUCCAGCUGACUCUGGACUCGGGCGAGUCGCGCAUCAUGCGGCAGGGCGAUGUGUGCAUCCAGCGAGCCACUUCCCACAAGUGGAAGAACAUCACUGGCAACGGCACCUUGCCGGGUCGUAUGCUCUGGGUCUUGCUGCCAUGCAACGACAUCUUGGUUGGCGGGGAGAAGGUAGAGGGCUUCCUGGGCCAUCUUAAGAAGGAGUACGAGCGAUGA
Molecule: messenger RNA, 1293 nt
Organism: Colletotrichum phormii
Lineage: Eukaryota; Fungi; Ascomycota; Sordariomycetes; Glomerellales; Glomerellaceae
Exons: 5
Coding region: 1-1293 (430 amino acids)
Molecular function (GO): oxidoreductase activity
Source: RefSeq, a predicted model, not a curated record